Molecule: messenger RNA, 1230 nt
Organism: Meira miltonrushii
Lineage: Eukaryota; Fungi; Basidiomycota; Exobasidiomycetes; Exobasidiales; Brachybasidiaceae
Exons: 1
Coding region: 80-1126 (348 amino acids)
Biological process (GO): trans, trans-farnesyl diphosphate biosynthetic process
Cellular component (GO): cytoplasm
Molecular function (GO): (2E,6E)-farnesyl diphosphate synthase activity; dimethylallyltranstransferase activity
Source: RefSeq, a predicted model, not a curated record
CAGAAGGAAGAAAGUCAGGCCAGUCAUUUACUUCUGUUCCUCAUCCUCGACAUUGCCAUCCCCAAUCUCAAUUAACAAAAUGUCUGAUGCUCGUACACGAUUCUUAUCCGUCUUUCCUCGUAUCUCUGAGGAAAUGACGGCCGUUUUGGCAAAAGAAGGUAUGCCAAAAGAAGCGAUCGAAUGGUAUCGUCGUAAUUUGGACUACAACACACCUGGGGGAAAGUUGAAUCGUGGUAUGAGCGUGGUGGAUACAGUACAAAUCUUACAAGGUAAAUCACAAUUGGACGAUAAAGAAUACGAACGUGCUGCCAUUUUGGGUUGGUGCGUUGAACUUCUACAAGCGUAUUUCCUCGUCGCCGAUGAUAUGAUGGAUCAAUCAAUCACCCGUCGUGGUCAACCUUGUUGGUAUCGUGUUGAUGGUGUGGGAAAUAUUGCCAUCAAUGACGCAUUCAUGUUGGAAGCUGCAAUUUAUCACCUUCUCAAAGUGCAUUUCAGAGAUGAACCAUAUUAUGGAUAUCUGAUCGAAUUGUUCCACGAUACAACAUUCCAAACCGAAAUGGGUCAAUUAAUCGAUUUGAUCACUGCACCUGAAGAUCAUGUCGAUUUGAGCAAAUUCUCUUUACGCAAACAUCACCUUAUCGUAGUUUACAAAACCGCAUUUUACUCUUUCUACUUACCCGUUGCAUUGGCAAUGCGUAUGGUUGGCAUCAAAGAUGAAGCAUUAUACAAACAAGCCUUAGAUAUCCUUUUGAUUUUGGGUGAAUAUUUCCAAGUACAAGAUGAUUAUUUGGAUUGUUAUGGAGCACCAGAAGUGAUUGGAAAGAUUGGUACAGAUAUCUUGGACAACAAGUGUUCUUGGAACAUCAACAUUGCCGUCGAAAAUGCAACACCCGAACAACGUAAAGUCUUGGACGAAAAUUAUGGACGCAAAGAUGCCGCAAGCGAAGCAAAAGUUAAAGAAGUUUUCAAGGCAUCAAACAUUGAUGUUGAAGGACGAUUCAAGAAAUACGAAGCAGAAAGUUAUAAAAAUUUGAUGAAAUUGAUCGAAACAGUUGAUGAAAGCAAAGGCUUAAAACGCGAAGUCUUUGUCUCCUUCUUGAACAAGGUGUACAAACGUACAAAGUGAAGAAAGAAGCUUUUCGGACAAUAACAUGACCGUUUCCUGUAGUAAUCUUGUUGUAAUAGAUGUACACCUCUUAUGAGAGCAGCAAUGGAUUGAUAUAUACCUCU